Cantharellus anzutake is the source of this 758-nucleotide messenger RNA. RefSeq lists its product as uncharacterized. The coding region runs from base 139 to 627 and encodes 162 amino acids. NCBI's taxonomy places the organism in Eukaryota, Fungi, Basidiomycota, Agaricomycetes, Cantharellales, Hydnaceae. The transcript has a single exon. The record is from RefSeq and is a predicted model, not a curated record.
CGCACUGCCACGUCAUCACGAGGCCGCGGGGUAUUAAGAUAGAUUUAUCAUCAUCAUCAUCAUACCCCCUUCUGAAGCGCAGUACCCUUCCAUCUCACCCCCCAUCUGAGCACCCCUUUCUUCAUACUUUUCGAGUCCAUGUCCAGGAUCGACCAGCCCAUUCUCGUCGGUGCAGAGGACCCAGAAUAUUACGCAGAGCUUCUCUUCAAGAUUUGGAGAAACAACCCAAAUCGGCGCCUGUCCGAUGAAACACUUUGUUCAGACAUCUCCGGUGUUCGGGGUAUCGAUAAGAACCUCUCCGGGCGCCUACGGACACUUCUCGAUGUAGUCGCCGCUAUCUCACUCCCUACACGAGGAAACGUUUCCGCUACGAUGGCCUGCGUAAAGGACCAUCAAGGCACUCUAGAAACGCAGGUAUACAUCGCUUUCAACCACGAAGAUGAUGACGCAGCCAGUAGUUGUCCUGAUCACCUACGGUCCAUCUUUGAUAUGCUUUCUCAAAUCCCCUACAAGCCACUCGGAACAGACGGCUCCCCGAAUGACAUCUCGAAGGAGUUAGAUGGGAGCUUAACCAGAGUCUGCAGAGCCAUUCACAACUACUCAUUCCGACAUUCGGAGGUACAUUGAACAGGACAAGGUUGAAUUCGAAGCGGAGCAGCGUUCCACGUUGUUAGGGUUCCUUCGGCAUGUGGAGUUGAUUAUCAAGGCCGUCGUCAAUGCACAAGCAACGAAGCAACUUUCCCCCGAUGCUAUACGCA